AUGUAUACAAUUUUGUCUUCGGAGAUUCUGGGCUACAACACGGUGCAGUACUUCUCGCUCGGAACUUGGGCUUCGCUGCACUAUUUGUCCGGCUGCGUGGAUGGAGUGAUGCCCGCGGUGAAUUGCACGGGGCCGCCUCAGCGCCACGUGGCCCUCGAGUUGUGGGAAUCCGGCUGGCAAGAUCCUGACUGGCUCGCAAAGGCAGACUUCUUGGGCAGCGAGCGUGCUGUCCAGACUUCAGGAAGCAUGGGAUUCUCCGGAGUCGAGGGCAUGUUCGUCAUGGGCCGCACCCGGCAGAAUGCCCUGGAACGCUCCGGGCUGCACCUAUCCUAUUAUGGCAAUUUCAAUGCUUCAUGGUUCAACCCGGCGGACUACGCGCCCCAUGUGUCAGAGGUGAACAUGAGCAAGCUGUUGACCUGUGCAGAAUCCAACCCCCCUGGGGCGCAGAACUAUAUCCAAGCGACUGGUGAUGCUGAUGGUGUGGAGACACGCAACGGUGUGAUCGUAUACAAAUGCUGGCAAGAGAAGUGGUGGGUAGCUCCUGCUUGCCGAAACAAUCCGAGCAGCUGCAUUGCGGUGAUUACCCUUCGGGGAUGGGGCAACCGAGAAAUCUCUCAGCAGGCGUUCUUCCACAACAUGCCUCUGGCCAUUGCCAGUGCAUUGGAGUUUCCCGAAUAUGUGGAGCUCAACGUGCAACAUCAGUCGUUUCUUUUUUGGUGGACUCCGGACUCCACCUUCGUGGAGUAUGAUGCGGUGUUGGUGGAAAUGCCACCAUGGAACCCCUCAGAGCAAAAGCAGGGAAUUCUGAGAUCAUCAAUGAAGCAGUCCAUGCUCACCACUGGUACGUCUCCGAUCCUGGAGACGGCGGCGGAUCGCGCCUGGGGCCUCGCCCGAGCCUUACGGCUCUCGGACAGCAACGUCAAUGACUUGCUCCUUCUCUCGGUCCAGAAUGGUGACGACUACUAUGCAGCUGCUUGCACCUGGCUGAAGGCCAAUCAGCACGUUUGGGACGAGUGGGUGCCCGACAAGACCAAGUGCUCCAUCGGCAGGGGCAUGGUGAACUCGCAAGGGGACUUCGUCACAUCCCGCGCUGAUGCGGUGGAUUGCACCAUUUGCCCAGCAGGGCGAGCUUCGACGAAGUCCAGUGACUCCAGGUUGUGCACCAAAUGCACUCCAGGCUUCUAUCAGGGAACCUUUGGCAUGUCUGAAUGCAACCUGUGUGAGCUUGGCACCAUGGCUGUCGAAGAAGGUGCCAUUCAAUGCGAUCAGUGUCGGCUCGGAGAAUAUGCCAACCGCACUGGGAUGAGCUUCUGCUACAGGUGCGGCGCGGGCAGUGGCCAGGAGAACUUAUGGACCACCAGCCAAGAGAUUGACGCAGAAGGGGAGAGCGUGGUGAUCAAGCUGCAGGGUGCGGUUUCCGAGUCCUACUGCCACUGUGACAGCGGCACCUUCUUGUGGGAAGGCCGUUGCGAGGUCUGCAUGGAGGGUGCCAGCUGUGUGGGCGCAGACCGCUUGGAACUGUUGCCGGGGUAUUUCUCAAGGGAAGAAUUGCCUGGCGAUGUCUACAAUUGCUUCGAUGAACGGAUUUGCCCAGGCGGGCCUGCAGGCACUUGCGCUGCAGGCCGCGAUACCUCCUCGGUGGCCUGUGCUGAUUGCAAGGAGGGAUUCCGCGAAGGGAAUGACAUGGUGUGUGAAGCCUGCGGGGAUGGCGACCAUGCCUUUUUCAGCAUGGUGGUGGUUGUGAUCAUUGGUGCCAGCGGCAGCAGUGGAGGGUCAGCGGUGAUGGCUGCCGGAUGCCAACAGUUAAUCAGCAUCGUCCAGAUGCUCACCGUGGUGAAACGCUUCGACAUCGGUUGGCGCGAGCCGCUUGAGAGUGUGUUGUUUUCCGUGGAAGUCCUGAGCUUCGACGUGGAUAUGCUCUCGGUGAGCUGCGUGACUCAACCUGGUCCGGUCGGGCUCUUCACCUUGCGCGCGUUGAUGAUCCCCAUGCUGGUGCUCGUUGCGUUGGGGGUGCACCUUUGCUAUCUCUUAUGCACUCGCUCCAAGACCUUCCAGAUGAGCAAUUUGCUGAGGACCAUCGGAUCGAUUGUUUUGGUCAUUUUCAUCAUUCUUUUCUCAAUGCUCUUGGCGCCUUAUCAAUGCAACGAACAUCCCAACGGCAAAAUGACCUUGAAGCGCUACAAGACCGUCUACUGUAACGGAGCGGAUGACCAUUUGGCGAUGCUCCUGAUUGGCGGUUUCGCUUGCUCGAUGCCAAUCAUAUUCCUAGUCGUUGUCACUUGGACCGUCAUGCUGGAGCUGCCCCGACGGAUUGCGAGGUCCGAUACUCAGUUUCUGGCUGCUUGCGGCUUCCUCAUCAAGCGCUUUCGGCCGGGCAUGGAGAUGGCCUCAGUCUUCUUCUUGAUCAGAAACGCCUGCGUGGCCUUGUGCCCAGUAGUCUCCAACAGGCCUGGGCAGCUGCUGAUGAUGAGCAUCAUUUUGUAUGUGAACACCGUCAUGGUGGCCUUCUUCCAGCCAUGGCGCUUCCUGAUCUGCAAUGUGCUGGACAACGUGCUCCUGGGUGGCAUGAUGGUGAUUCUGAUCCUCGGCUCCAUCGCGGUGCAAGAGUCAGUUCCACAGGAGAUGAGUACGGUCGCUUUGGUGUUCUUGGUGCUUAUGGGCCUUUGCAUUUUGGGAAGUAUUUGCUACGGCGCCUACAAGUACUUCCAACAGAAGUACCGCAAGCAGUUCCGGUACUUCUUGUGCCACCAGAAGAAUGCUGCAGGUUCAAUGGCAAGGCUCUUGAAGAUGGAGCUAGAGAAGCGUUUGCCUGGGACCAAGACCUUCAUCGACUGCGACGACCUGAAUGACCUGACCCGGCUGUUCAGCUAUGUGGGCCAGGAUACGCAAACGUUCUUGGUGCUGUGCAGCCCCGACAUCCUCACGCGCAAGUGGUGUGUGGGGGAAAUGGUCACUGCCAAAGCCAACGGAGUCAACACCAUGCUGCUCACAUGGCCAAGCUUUGUGUUUCCGGACGAAACCUUCAUCGCGAAAUAUCCAACGAUGGUUCCGGACAUCACCGAGCUCACGAAGUACGGCAUCGGCCUGGAGGACGUGGAGGACGCCUUCCGAUGGCUCACCACGGUGCCACACCAGCCGCUGCCCGAGCAGAUCUCCCCGACCUCGACCCACUUCAUGAUCUCGAGCCUGGUGUCAGAUGGACGGAGCAGUCCGAUCCCUAAGAGCACCCACCAGAUCCAGUUUGACACCAACUUCCCCGUGCUCGUGGAUCCUGCAAACUCGGAAGCAGUGGCUGCAGCUAUGGUGCUUGCCAGCCUGUUGAAGCCUGCACUCUUGGGCUCGAAUUUGCCCCUUCCCUUCAUCCAACUCAGCGGUGUUGAGGUCCCGCACGAAGCGACGCGCUCCUUGUUGAUUUGCAGCAGUGGAUGCUUCAAAUCAGAACAGCUUCAGACCUGGCUUUUGGAAGCCUCAUGCCUGCCAGAAUGCUGCAUGAUUCCAGUGAUCACCGAGGAGGCUUUCGAGAUGCCUUCUGAAGCCUUCUUCAUGGAACUGCAAACCACGUCGAAGUUGACGGAUAACCAGUUGCAGUUGUUCGUGAUGGUGAUCAGGGCGUUGUUCCAAGAGAUUGCCGUGGUCUUCGUGCCACAGAGCUAUGCGUCCACCCAUCAGGAUUUGCAACUCCGCGCCAAGCAGGCAGCUUCUAGGCUCAUCGCCAACCUUCAGCCCUUGGAACAGAAAGUCUCCAAAUUGCAGUCCAGGUUCGGAGAACAAUCUUCUGUGGAAGAAAUCUGGCGAGCCAGGAGCAGUAUGAUGGUGACCAAAGGCAGCGAAGAGCCAGAAGAUUGCAACAAGGAGUUGACACCAACCGAGUACUCCGAUGGAGCCUACUUUCCUCGGGACGUGGUCAGCGAGGCUUUGUGA
Durusdinium trenchii is the source of this 3921-nucleotide messenger RNA. The record is from the annotation of a GenBank genome assembly. NCBI's taxonomy places the organism in Eukaryota, Dinophyceae, Suessiales, Symbiodiniaceae.